CUUUAUGAUUCUAAUCUUCUUAAACGGUCUCCUCACCACCGUACAUUGACAAUUGUCCCUAUUUUACCUCUUCUUAGCAUGGCUGACAGUGGGGAUGACCUCAGAGUCCCGACAGGGUCAAGGUGGCCUCUUGGAUACACUGGCCUCUCUGUACCAGGUCUCCUCCACAGCUGAACAGGAACAAAUAAUAGUGCUGAUCCACCUGGCAGAUUCUGAUCCCUCCUGGCUCAGGAAAACUGUUCUCGACAUUUCAAGUCUCUACGGGGCACAGAUCUUGACAGGGCAAUUGCUCCUGAUCCAUGCCCCAUCUGAGGUUUACCCGCCUGUGACUGCGGUCCAGAAUGAGACCUCUCAGCAGCAGACGUACUCCAAGGAGAACGUGGCUCACGCCUUCCUCAUGAGCUUCGCCACAAAGCUCUCCACUUAUUUCCUGCUGAUAGAGGACAACGUCUUUUGUGCCCCCAAUUUUGUCAGCCACAUUCACUCGAAGGUGACCAACAGGAAGCCCAGCACAUGGGUGCUCAUGGAAUUCUCUAACAUGGGCGUCCUCGGCAAACUUUUCCACAGGAGGGACCUUCCGCUCCUGGCCCGUUUCCUCCUCUUCUUCCACAAAGAACGACCUCUCCCCUGGCUGAUCCUUCAUUUCCGCACCCUCCUGGCCCAGCAAGACCCAGUCCUCUGCAGACCGUUCCUCUUCUUCCACAGGCUGUCUCAUUUCACUUCUGAGAACAAGACUUCAGCUGGCCAGGGAAAAGGUCCUCAUGGUCCCAAUACUCUCCCCGGAGUGGUUUUCACGGACAUGAAGUUCUCUGGGGUUCACUCCCCACAAGAGGCCUACACACUGGAUGAAUCAUUCUUUUGUACCUCCAAUGUCAGUACGGGGAACUAUUUGACAGUGAUCUUGAGCCACCCAGCGAACCUGAACAGGGUGCAAGUAAGAACAGGCUCCCUCAUAGAUGGAAAGUACAUCCUAGAAAAAGGACAGGUAGAGCUAGGCUACCAUCCCGAAGGAACGCCCCCAAACUGUACCAGCUUUGCGCUGCUGGGCCAUCUCAUGCGAGGGCAGCUGGACCAGAUCGUUCUGAAUAGCACUGGGUACGGUGUAAGCUGCGUGAAGCUGGCAGUGAAUGCUAAUCAGGCCAGGGGUCUCAUGGUCAGACAUAUUUACCUCUGGGGGGAAAUGCUGAAACAACAGAGAGCUGACCAGAGGUAAUGGUGUAUCAGGGUACGAACAAUUAAAAGCUUGAUGCCAUUUCACUCUAG
This is a messenger RNA of Acomys russatus (golden spiny mouse), 1263 nucleotides long. RefSeq names its product alpha-1,3-mannosyl-glycoprotein 4-beta-N-acetylglucosaminyltransferase-like protein MGAT4E. NCBI's taxonomy places the organism in Eukaryota, Metazoa, Chordata, Mammalia, Rodentia, Muridae. The record is from RefSeq and is a predicted model, not a curated record. The transcript has a single exon. Gene Ontology annotation, molecular function: acetylglucosaminyltransferase activity. Gene Ontology annotation, biological process: protein N-linked glycosylation. The coding region runs from base 95 to 1213 and encodes 372 amino acids.